UGGAACGCCCUGCUAAACUUACAUGCUGCUGCUGGCCACAUAACUUAACCUAAAACACACACAAACAUUUCAAAAGCGGAUUUUGCACAAGACCUUGCCAUAAAAUAGAAAAAAGGGCGAGCGGGCGGCAAUGUGAGAAUAUUUAAAACUUGCUACGUGUUGUUGUUGUUGUAGCUGUGGCAUCUGGACGAGAGUGCAAUUGUGAAAUAUGCUAAGCUCGCAAUUGUGUGCGUAAAGAACAAGGCAAAUCAACCAAUUUGAGGGGCACCCCGCAUUAGCCCAACCACUGAACAGACCUGACUUGUGUCUUAAUGCAAACUAAACAUAAUAAGCAAAAGCGGCAGCAGCAGCAACAGCAAUAUCAAUAUCAGCCAGAAGAGCGUAGAAAACAUUUCGCAUCGCCCGCAGCAUCUGCAUGCGGUUGAGCAGCUCGUGUGGCACGCUCCACUCCUGCCGCAUUUGCCACACGGCGCAUGCUGUGGUGACCCAGUUAAGCGGAUUUGCUGGCGGACAGCAUACCAGUAGAGGACGCGGAUUAUUAAUUUGCCCGGCAUUUUAUUAAGAGGCCCCGGAAACAUGCGCUCCCAGCACCCAGCAACGAUCUUUGCCAGCCUUUGCCUCUGCUUCCUGCUAUACCUCGUCCUGCAGCCACAGCUGCUCCACUGUGCCACAGCGGCAGAACGAGGAUUGGAGGCGGCAACGGCCACAUCGUCAAUAUUAAGGAGCGACAGAAUAAAUGACGGCACAUUUCAUGGAAGUCAAUCAAAGAGAGAGGCGACAUUCGCAAAAUCGGUGCCAUCAAUUCCGGCGACAACGCAAAUUGCCAAAGCAAAUGACGAGCAAACAGCAACAGCAACAACUACAAAAACAACUAUGCAGACAAAUGCAAGUUUGUCUAUUGCAGCAGCAACUGCAUUGCCCAACCACAGCAACAUUAAUAACAUAAGCAACAAUGAGGCUCGACAUGGGCAGGGGACAAGCGGAUACACAAUGGCCACAUCCGUACCGGUGGUGACGGCCGCGCUGCAAGCAAAUCUUAUUAUGAGCAAUAGAAAUGUGGAGGAGCAGGAGCCAUUGGAGCACAAGCACAAAAUUACGCAGUACAACGCAUUGUUGCCAGCCAACAAGGGCAACAGCUCCACGGCAACAGUGGAGGCAGCCACAGCAGCAGCAGCAACAACGGAGGAGUCAACAACAACGACAACAACGACAACACGUCGACCAACACCGAGCACUACGCUGAAGCCACCGCCAACAAUAGAUGAUUACCAGACAAUAAUUAGCCAAGCGGGAACCCAUGCCUACCUGCCCUGCAAUGUCAAGCAGCUGGUAAAGAAGCCCAUCUCUUGGCUCCGCAUGCGGGAUGGGCACAUCCUCACCGUGGAUCAGACCACCUUCAUAGCGGAUCAACGCUUUCAGUCGGUAUUCUCCCCGAACCCUGAGCGCUGGUCUCUGCAGAUCAAAUAUGUGCAACUCAAGGAUGAGGGCACCUACGAGUGUCAGGUGUCCACGGAGCCCAAGGCCAGUGCGAUUGUACACUUGCGGAUUGUGGAACCUAAAACGGAAUUAAUUGGCGAGUCCACGCGUCACGUGAAGGCCGGAAGUCAAGUGAAACUACGAUGCAUAAUUAGCCAGGCACUGGAGCCGCCACUUUUCAUUAAUUGGUUUUACAAUCAGAAGCAAAUCUAUUUGCAUAAUCGUCGCGGCUGGCGAACGGAAAUUGAGCGCAUCGAUCUGCCAACGGAAGUGCCAACGAUGCCGACAGCGGCAACAGCGGUAACGUCACCGUCAACGUCUACAUCGACGUCAACGUCGACGUCGACAUCGGCUGCAGCAGAUACCCUAAAUGAUAUAGCGGCCAUAACACGUUCGUACAUUCUAGACGCGAUAACGGUGAGCGAUGUGGCUGUCAUCGCCGGAUAUGGUUACGUGCUGCCAACUAUAGCUACGGCCACGCCUACAACAUCCACAAUGUCAACGACGACAGCUGCAGCCGUUGCAUUUGCAGCAGGCGUUGCCACUGAAGCAGGCGCCCGGUUAGCAACAGCACCUGAUGCGCUGACAACAACAGCAGCAGCAGCAGCCAUGACAACCGCAACAGCAACAACUACGACCGAGCCAAGCACAACAACAACAUCGACGACAACUAUAGCGGCAACUACAACAACAACAACAACAACAACAAUGCUGCCAAGCAGCAGUUUCAUUAAGCAGAUAACGACCGCGUCGCUUAUCAUACCCGCCGUGGUGAAGCUGGACUCUGGCAACUAUACGUGCAGCCCCUCGAACAGUGCCCCGCGCACCAUUGUGCUGCACGUGCUAAACGGUGAAUACUCCGCAUCGGCCAUUAAGUCAGGCAGCAUCAGCUGGAAUACGCUAAUUGGGUGUCCGGGCUAUUUGCCGUGGCGGAACAUUUCAACGAUUUUGACACUUUUGUGGAUUAUUAAAUUUAUGUCCGCCAGAAAUGUGGCAAGCUGCAGCAAUCAUGGCUAUAACCAAUUCAACAAACACCCUGCAACAGCGCUCCAGGGGCCAAAAUCGCCAACAAGGACAACAUGCACCACAACAGCAGACGAAACUGUCAGCCGCAGGCUCUGCGCACAGACUCAGACGACUGCCCGCAGGCACGGACUCGGCGGUGACUACGGCGGCAGCUGUGGCCACGUCAGCAGCUCAAUUAGUGGUACCAAAGUGGCCGAGGAUAAAACUUGAGCAAUAAACCAACGGCAACAGCAGCAGCAGCUGAAGAAGCAGAAUAACACAAGGAUGCUACCCGCUGCAAACUUGAAAUAUGCCUAGAAAUUUAAGUCCAACCAAUGAGAUACAUUUGCAAAAUGUAGCUACGAGUAUGUUUUAACGUAAAUACACUACAAAUGCAUAAGCGAGCUCAUGUAUUGCCAUAAAGUCAACAUAUUGCUUACAGAUA
Molecule: messenger RNA, 2926 nt
Organism: Drosophila novamexicana
Lineage: Eukaryota; Metazoa; Arthropoda; Insecta; Diptera; Drosophilidae
Product: mucin-5AC-like
Exons: 6
Coding region: 577-2712 (711 amino acids)
Biological process (GO): synapse organization
Cellular component (GO): neuron projection membrane
Source: RefSeq, a predicted model, not a curated record